Messenger RNA from Mesitornis unicolor (brown roatelo), 1542 nucleotides. It is a transcript of the gene ECEL1, whose product is annotated as endothelin converting enzyme-like 1. Gene Ontology annotation, molecular function: metalloendopeptidase activity. The transcript has 15 exons. NCBI's taxonomy places the organism in Eukaryota, Metazoa, Chordata, Aves, Mesitornithiformes, Mesitornithidae. Gene Ontology annotation, cellular component: plasma membrane. The annotation marks the transcript as partial. The record is from RefSeq and is a predicted model, not a curated record. Gene Ontology annotation, biological process: protein processing.
AUCGACCAGGAUGGGCUGACGCUGCCUGAACGGACCCUCUACCUGGGACAGGACGAGGAGAGUGAGAAGAUCCUGGCUGCGUACCGGGUGUUCAUGGAGCGGCUGCUCACCCUGCUGGGGGCCGAGCAGGUGGAGCAGAAGGCCCAGGAGAUCCUGCAGCUGGAGCAACACCUUGCCAACAUCACGGUGUCCGAGUACGAUGACAUGCGGAGGGACAUCAGCAGCAUGUACCACAAAGUGACCCUGGGUGAGCUGCAGCGCAUCACCCCCACGCUGAAGUGGAAGCGCUUGCUGGACCGCAUCUUUCAUGACAACUUCUCGGAGGAGGAGGAGGUGGUGCUGCUGGCCACUGACUACAUGCACAAGGUGUCCGACCUCAUCCGUGUGACGCCCAGCAGAAUCCUCCACAACUACAUGCUGUGGCGUAUUGUGGUGGUGCUGAGCGAGCACCUCUCCACCCCCUUCCGUGAUGCCAUCCAUGAGCUCUCCAAGGAGAUGGAGGGCAAUGAGAAGCAGCUGGAGCCAGGCAAGAUCUGCCUGAGCCAGGCCAACAAGCACUUCGGCAUGGCCCUGGGUGCCCUCUUUGUCGAGGAACAUUUCUCCUCUGCCAGCAAGGCCAAGGUGCAGCAGCUGGUUGAGGACAUCAAAUACAUCCUGGACCAGCGUCUGGAUGAGCUGGACUGGAUGGACGAGGAGACACGGAGAGCGGCCAGGGCCAAGCUCCGGUACAUGAUGGUGAUGAUCGGGUACCCUGAUUUCCUGCUGAAGCCGGAGGCCAUCGACAAGGAGUAUGAGUUUGAAGUAGAUGAGAAGACCUACUUCAAGAACAUCCUCAACAGCAUCGCCUUCGGCAUCAGGCUCUCAGUGAAGAAGAUCCGUCAGGAGGUGGACAAGUCCGCGUGAGUGUUCUGGUGCUGUGUGCCCCCUUCCUAAUUGCAAUGCUCUCCUGUGUCUCCAGUGUUCCCUGCUGGCAUCCUGCAGCCCACCCUCUACGAUCCCGAGUUCCCGCAGUCUCUGAACUAUGGUGGGAUCGGCACCAUCAUUGGGCACGAGCUGACCCAUGGCUACGAUGACUGGGGGGGACAGUACGACCGGCACGGGAACCUGGUGCACUGGUGGACGGAGCGGUCGUACAGCAAGUUCCUGAAGAAGGCGCAGUGCAUUGUCAACCUCUAUGACAACUUCACCGUCUACAACCAGCGGGUGAAUGGCAAACACACACUGGGGGAGAACAUCGCUGACAUGGGGGGCCUCAAACUUGCCUACUACGCCUACCAGAAGUGGGUGCGGGAGCACGGCCCCGAGCACCCUCUGCAUCACUUGAAAUACACCCACGACCAGCUCUUCUUCAUCGCCUUCGCCCAGAACUGGUGCAUCAAGCGGCGAUCCCAGUCCAUCUACCUGCAGGUGCUGACGGACAAGCACGCCCCGGAGCACUACAGGGUCCUGGGCAGCGUCUCGCAGUUUGAGGAGUUCGGACGGGUUUUCCACUGCCCCAAGAACUCGCCCAUGAACCCGGUGCACAAGUGCUCGGUGUGGUGA